UGUCAAAAUGACAUUAAUGGCAUUGACAUUUGGCAGCAAGAAGCAACAGUAAAUAAAAAUUGGUAUCAAGGCACUCAUUAUCAUACCUACCUAUAUUAUUCCUUUGAUUGGUAACGAAUAAUAAAUUGUUGAUCGAAGUUACGUGUAAAUUGAAAAUAAUAAAUAAGUAUGAUAUCAAUAAGUACCUAGUAACUAAUUUACAAUGAAGAGUGAAAGUGCCAACAAUGCAAAUGAUCUCAGUUACAUGGGCAGCGACCCUGGCGCUGUAAAACAUGGAAACUUCAUCAAUUAUUACAAAUUUCACAACGUGGACCAGCGAAUUAACAAUUUACACCCAGAAAUGCUGCCAAAAAUAAAUUCCAAUGAGAUAUACUGUUUGGACAUCGGUUGUAAUACUGGAGAACUAACUAAAAGUCUAGUGGUCUAUUUAAAAACAAAUUAUCCAAACACUAAUAUUAACAUACUAGGAAUAGACAUAGAUCCGACACUAAUACAGAGAGCUAAUGAAACUAAUAACGUUCCUGGCAUAUCUUACAUGACAUCAAACAUAAUGAAUGAAACAGAUCGUUUAGAUAUUCAUAAAUAUUUAGAAACACAUGGAAAACAAAAAUUCGAUAUUAUAUUUUGCUUUUCUGUAACCAUGUGGAUACAUUUAAAUAAUGGAGAUGAUGGUUUGCUCGAAUUUUUGAGAUAUAUCAAAUCAUUGACCAAAGUUAUUAUUAUUGAACCCCAACCUUGGAACUGUUACAGAAAUGCCCAGCGAAGAGUGAAGAAAUCAGGAAGUUAUUUCGAACAUUAUGAAAACCUCACCAUAAGAGGUGAUGUUGACAAAACUAUUGAAAAUAUAUUGGGUGAAAAGCCACACACAAAAGUUUAUGAAUCCCUCUAUUCCUCAUGGAACAGAAAAAUUAAAAGUUUUAUGAUGGCUUUAUAGUGGGAGCAAUAAUAAAAAAGAAAAACCAUUGCAAUAACUAAAAUUCUAUUCACUAAUUAAAUACACAUUUACUUAAGAUAAAAUACAAUAAUGUUUGAGAUAUAUUCUGAAUAUAAUAUGAGAAAUGAUCAUUGAACAUACAUUUAAGUUGCAACUUCUUCAGUGCUAGAUUCAAAUUCUAAUUUGACAUCUCCGCCUAAGGUGUCCACAUCCAUUUCUGUUUCCUGAGCAUUCAGCAUAUUCAGUGUAACCUGGAAAUAUAUUAUGUAUUAAAAUUUAUAGACCAAUUUUUGUUUGGUUUAGCAUUCAUUCUGUAAUAAUGAUAUGAUGACAAAAAUAUUAUAUUGAACAUUGGCCUUACUAAUAAAAUGAACUUUUGUAUA
Manduca sexta (tobacco hornworm) is the source of this 1317-nucleotide messenger RNA. Its product is annotated as probable RNA methyltransferase CG11342. Bases 203 to 934 code for a protein of 243 amino acids. Gene Ontology annotation, cellular component: cytoplasm. Lineage: Eukaryota; Metazoa; Arthropoda; Insecta; Lepidoptera; Sphingidae. Gene Ontology annotation, molecular function: RNA methyltransferase activity; O-methyltransferase activity. Gene Ontology annotation, biological process: negative regulation of pre-miRNA processing; miRNA metabolic process. The transcript has a single exon. The record is from RefSeq and is a predicted model, not a curated record.